Ruditapes philippinarum (Manila clam) is the source of this 595-nucleotide messenger RNA. RefSeq lists its product as uncharacterized. The record is from RefSeq and is a predicted model, not a curated record. Lineage: Eukaryota; Metazoa; Mollusca; Bivalvia; Venerida; Veneridae.
UAUAAAAUAUACUAUGUAUAUGUUCAUUUUUAUUCGUUCAUCAAAGUUGUUAUAGGAAGUACUGUUCAUGCCGAAGAAGUUAUACAAGAAUUAUUUCAUGGAAACGACAUUCUUCUUCGGAAUUUUUCUCUGUCUUCUAAAUCUAGGUCAUGCCUUGCGGUGCUUUGAUUGCCAGAAUAUUUCCUCACCACGUGACUGUACUCAGAUUACUGAGUGCAACACAAAUGAGCAAUGUUUCACAGAGCAAAUAUUGUCACAUGAUGGAAGUCUUGUAUUUAAUAUCGGCUGUAUCAGCAACACGCGCUGUUCUCCUAUGAUCUUUGGGAAAAGGUCACUAAGUAAAAGACGAAAUGAAAUCACGGUGUGUUUAGAGUGUUGUGCGAAUAGCUUUUGCAAUCAUCAUGGCUGUGGUGAAAAAGAGAUUUCUCUAACUCAGCGAGGUCCAUACUGCUUUAACUGCGAUGCCAUUAUAGAUCCCAAGGAGUGCAGCAAUGUGACUGUCUGUGAUAAAGACGAGCUGUGUAUGUUGACCUCCCCAGUGCAAUACGCCAACCUACCACAGACGAUCUACAAAAGUCAAUGCGGGUCUAAACAA